Molecule: messenger RNA, 1817 nt
Organism: Perca flavescens (yellow perch)
Lineage: Eukaryota; Metazoa; Chordata; Actinopteri; Perciformes; Percidae
Gene: ctsk
Product: cathepsin K
Exons: 8
Coding region: 110-1102 (330 amino acids)
Biological process (GO): proteolysis
Molecular function (GO): cysteine-type peptidase activity
Source: RefSeq, a predicted model, not a curated record
UUCCUCAAACUCCAACCCAUAAAAACUCACACCCUGUCUUACUUUGACAGUAGAAGACGACGCUGCACUCGGGGAACUUCACCAAACUGUUUGACUUUUGGACUUGAGGAUGUUGCAGUGUGUGUGCGUGUUGCUGCUGGCGGCCUCAGCUCUAAGCCACCUGGAUCAAGCCUCUCUGGACAACCAGUGGGAACAGUGGAAGACCACACAUAGGAGAGAAUACAAUGGCCUGGAUGAAGAGGGGAUUCGCAGGGCCAUCUGGGAAAAGAACAUGCUUAUGAUUGAAGCCCACAACCAGGAGGCAGCACUGGGCAUGCACUCCUACGAGAUGGGGAUGAACCACCUGGGCGACAUGACGUCAGAGGAAGUGUCCGAGAAGAUGACGGGCCUGCUCGUCCCAAUGAACAGCGAGCGCAGCUUCACCAUGGCUCUGGACGACCAGGUGUCCAAGCUUCCCAAAUCUGUUGACUACCGCAAGAAGGGCAUGGUGACUGCAGUGAAGAACCAGGGUGCCUGUGGCUCCUGUUGGGCCUUCAGUUCGGCCGGGGCCCUCGAGGGCCAGUUGGCCAAAGCGACAGGGAAACUGGUGGACCUCAGUCCCCAGAACCUGGUGGACUGCGUCAAAGAGAACGACGGCUGCGGAGGAGGAUACAUGACCAACGCCUUCCGCUACGUGCAGGAAAACGGAGGCAUCGACUCUGAGGCGGCCUACCCGUACAUCGGAGAGGACGAGCCGUGCCGCUACAAUUCAUCAGGCAUGGCAGCCCAGUGCAAAGGCUACAAGGAGAUCCCCUUGGGCGACGAGCGAGCGCUGGCUGUCGCGCUGUUUAAAGUGGGUCCAGUCUCUGUGGGCAUCGACGCCACGCUGAGCAGCUUCCAGUUCUACCAGAGAGGUGUCUACUACGACCCCAACUGUAACAAAGACGAUAUCAAUCACGCCGUGUUGGCAGUGGGCUACGGAGUGAACACCAAGGGGAAGAAAUUCUGGAUCGUCAAGAACAGCUGGGGCGAGACCUGGGGCAAGAAGGGCUACAUCAUGAUGGCACGUAACCGAGGCAACGCCUGCGGCAUCGCCAACCUCGCCAGCUACCCCGUCAUGUGAAGAGGACGAGGGGGGCUUUGCUUAGACUACUACACACAAAAAUACACUUGACCAUGUGCACAGAGUUCAUUCCAACACGUCAGCAACCACUACAAACAAUAACAGAAGAUUGAAAUUUGUUUACAAAGGUUUUCCAAAUUCAAACUGGGCUCUUUUGGAAUAUAUUUAUCACGGUGAUAAAAAGGGAUUCUGGGAUUCCAAUGUCCUUAAAAAUGUUUCAUGAGGACGUUUGGUUAUCUUGAGUUAUUUUAAGCACUUUGAACCCCCUAAGACUUUUUAUUUUUAUCUUUAAACCAGCAGACCUCCACUGUGGUCUGCUCCAUAAACACAUUUAGUACCUCCAGGGCUUGGUGUUAGUAACCCUGAGCCAGAAUACACGUUGGUUUGUGCCAAAGUGCCAAGUAAAUCUACAAACCAACCAAAGACACAACCAACCUUUCACACAAGGCUGGUAGUCGGUGACAGUUUAAGUCCCUUUAGUUUUUAUUACAGUUUGUGUGAGAACUAACAGAGUUUUAAUUCAUUGUGACUGGAAACAUUGCUGGGCAAUGGGAGCUGCUCCUUUACUGUCGAUGCAGAGUCAGUUCCUUUAGAAAUAGUUUUUCUCUUGAUCAUGUCAACUUUUAUUUUUGUUGUUGUUCUGUUCAGCACUUUUCUGAUGAUCAAACUGUAAACUGAUGUUUUCUAUGAAUAAAGGUUUCAUUUUGAAAUGGAA